This is a messenger RNA of Mycena indigotica, 1296 nucleotides long. RefSeq lists its product as uncharacterized. The coding region runs from base 1 to 1296 and encodes 431 amino acids. NCBI's taxonomy places the organism in Eukaryota, Fungi, Basidiomycota, Agaricomycetes, Agaricales, Mycenaceae. The transcript is spliced from 6 exons. The record is from RefSeq and is a predicted model, not a curated record. Gene Ontology annotation, molecular function: DNA binding.
AUGGCCCUUGACCUUCGCGCCCCGCCACUGCCCCCUGGCUUACACUCCAACCCGACCCCCCAGUCGGCAGACCCGACAAAGAAGAAGAUACGCCACUUCCCGCCGGAGGCACUUUUCAUAUUGCAAGCUGCAUGGAGGGAAGACAACUCGCCCAAGAUGGCGCGCCGCUUAGAGCUCCGUGUGCCUGGCGAGGAGGAUUGCAACGAACGGCGGGUCUACUUCUGGUUCCGCAACAAACGCCGUACGCAGAAAAAGCACAGCGAGCUCGCGCCUGUCUAUCUCCCGCCGUUUGUGCCUCCGAAUGCACGUUAUCCUUCCUUGACGGCGGAGAUGCUGGGCAAGUUGCUUGGCGCCUGGGAGUGCAUACCGGAAGGCAGCCAUGAUUCAAUGCGCUAUCAUUGGAUUCACGACGCCUGGCCCCAAGAGCGGAACACGCGCGAAGGGAAUAACCCGCUCCCAACCGAGGACGAUAUUCGAAGAUGGCUCGACGACAAGAAGGCUGGUAUCACCAAAACGACGCCUGACCAAGACGACGAGGAUGAAGAAGAAGAAAUGGAGGUCGAUUCAGAUGACGAAGACGAUCUUCCUCUUGCGCAACGAUUCCCCCCGCGCCGUGUCUCUCAAUCACUCUAUGACGACGACUACGAGCCAAUAGCAUCACCCAUUUCCGUUGAAACACCUCUCAUUCGUCGGCCAAGUGACUCCUACUUCCCUCCAACCCCAACAUCGACCCGUGCCCCGUCCCUCGCCAUAAAAUCCGAGUCCGAUACUCCUGUUGCCCGCUAUUCUUCGCUGCCAAUCAUCGAAACCCUUCCAUACCAAUCAUCAUCCUCUUCCUCGUCAUAUUCGUCUCAAGCACUAUACUCGCCGCCUCCGUCGGACGGGCCCGAAUCCCGUGCUUCAACCGUGUUUUCUGCCCGCCAGAUUGAAUCACCCAUCAUUUCUGCGCGACCGACCAUUCAGACACAAGCGUCAUCAUCCUCGUUCGCAGAUAAUACACCGCCGCCAGAUAUAGACCCGCGCCCACGCCGGCCGGCGACAUCUUCGACUUCGACUUCUACUUCUACGACGCCCCGUCCUUCUCUUCCACGCCGUCUGCCACCGCGAGCGCCACCGCCGCCUUCCAAUGAUACUGAACGCCACCUGCUGGCUGUCUACGAAGCGAUCAAACAGGACCCACCGGGACCAGGUGCACUCACGCCCAGCGCGUUUGACGUGCUUUGGCAGGAACACAACGCGGAGGAGCGGAUGACCCAGUUCCUUGCCGAGUUCCGGCGCGGGAUCGAGCGCAUAUAA